UAUUUGUGAUUAAAGACUUUAGAAAAAAAAACUUUGCAAUCAUGUUGCAACUAUAAGGAUUUUUUUUUUUUUUUAAUACUAUCAUGUCUUAAAAAUCAUAAAUAUGAAAGAAGAUAAGGUAAACGCAUAAAAAAAGCUGUGCAAUUUUAGUUGGAAUUUAUUUUUCAAGACGUUCAGUAAGAAAAUUGACAAACAAAGUCAAAAAAUGGAUUUUGAUCGUAAUAAAUUGAUUCUUACAAUUUCCAUCGCAUUAUUUAUUCCAAAUGUACAAUCCUCUACAGAAACUGAAUUAAAAUGCGAGCCACUAGAAAUAAGAAAUGCACAAUUUGUUACACUGGAAAAUUAUAGCAAAGGGCUCGUACUUUGCAAUGAUUUUCAUGUACUACAAGGAGAUUCUACUCUAACUUGCAUUAAUGGAAAAUGGAGUGGUGAACGACCCAUAUGUAUUCCUUAUACGUGUUUGAAAUCAUCCGAAACAUAUUACUACAUCGAUAAUGGAAUGGCAGUAGAUAGAAAAAUUGGUAACGAUGGACAAGUUUUUAUUCAAUAUAUUUGCAAUAAAAAUUAUACAUUGAUAGGAAAACAUUGGGCAGUAUGUAUAGAUGGAGAAUGGUCAAAUCUACCACCUCAAUGUAAAUUAUCGGAAAAUCUCAAAUGUCCAGAAAUUAGUUUUGAAUAUGGACAAAUUGAACUAAAUGACGAAGGUGACAUUGCGACAUUAACCUGCGAUUUAAAUUAUUUCCUUACUGGAAAUUCAACAAUAAUAUGUAGUAAGGGAAUAUGGAAAACAGAAGAUUAUCCCGAAUGUACUCCAACUGACUCUUUAUUGAUUAAAGCUCAGUACCUUGAGAUGGAUAGUUUUACAUUACGUUAUUUUGAUAUUGAAAAUUGUAAAGGUGAAACUGAAGAAAUAACAUAUUCAGGACGUACAUUAUUAAAAUAUUCUUGCAACACAAAUUACACAUUGAUUGGCGAAAAUUGGGCAAUGAGAAUAUAUGGAAAAUGGUUUAAUGAUCCACCUAUAUGUAAAUUAACAAAGGAACUAGAGUGUCUUCCAUUUUAUUAUGGAAAAGAAUAUGUUACAUUCAAUAAGUAUGGCAAUGAACUAUAUGCAAGAAUAGUAUGCAAUGAAUUUUUUUAUUAUAAUGGUAAUGAAAAAAUACCAGAAAAUGUAAAUGCAGCUAUUGGAGUGAAUAAAUGCAUUAAUGGAACUUGGGGCAUAGAUAUAGAAAAUGGCGACCCUUGCCUACCUUUGCAAUGUGAUACUACAGUUGAAAAUGGACAAGCUUCAGUUUCUAAAUGGUUCAUGUCAAUGAAAUUGUAUUGUAAUACAAAUUACGAGCCUAUUGUAGAUGAAAUAUUAAACUGCAAUCCAUCUACUGGUAGAUGGCUUCCUUCAUAUAGUUUUGUACCAUUUGAAAGUAGAAAUGCAAUUACCAACUGUUAUCAUCAUAAUUGCUUAAGAAAUUCUACGUUUUAUAAUUUAUCAAAUGGAUAUGUAGAGAAAACUUUUCCUGACAAGAAAACGGUUACUUUAAAUUAUUAUUGCAAUAAAAAUUAUACACUGAUCGGAGAACAAUCAGUAACUUGUGAUGAUGGAAAAUGGUUGAAAACACCACCUCAAUGUAAAUUAACAAAAACACUGAAAUGUCCACCGUUCAAAUAUGGAAGUUCAAGUGUAACAUUUUUGGAAGAUGGCAAUGUUGCUAGAAUAAAUUGCGAUGAUGCUAGUAGUUUUUUAAGAACAAUAGAAAUGACUAAAGUCCGAGAAAACUUAUCUAUGGGAGAGCGACGAUGCAUUAAUGGAAAUUGGACAGGUGAUGUUAAUUACAAAAAUUGUGAACGUUGUGUACGAAUAAAUAUGGAUAAUGCAAGAAUAACGAAUGACGUAUGGGAUACGAAAAUGACAAUAUAUUGCCUUACAAUACAUGUGCUUGAAGGAGAUUCAAAUUUCAUUUGUCGUCGUAAUAUUUGGGUACCUUCUACGAGUGAUGGAGAAUUGAUUGUUAAUUCUGAAAAAAAAUUUCCACCUAUUUGUAAAUACCCGUUUGAUAAGUUUUUGAUUAAAUAUAUUGGCAGAAACAAUAUUAGUGGAUGGCAUAACUAUCAGCAAGAAUUGGAACCUUAUAUACGUGGAUAAUUUUAAUGUGCCAGCAUGGCGGCCGCAGUGUAGUAAAUUAAUAAAAACAAAUUUAAAUGUUGUUUUUCCUGUUUUUGAAAUAUUAUUUAAUUAAUUAAUGUUAACAAAAAAUGAAAUAUUUUAGAAACAAAUAAAAUUACUGUAUUUCUAAACUUAUCAAAAGACAUCUACUGUAAUUCCGCAUCCAACGAGUCCUAUAUAUGAUGUAUUGUAUGGAUUACUAACAAUUUACUAAUCCAAAAUAUUUCAUAUAAGGCUCGUUGGAUGCAAAAUAACAAAAAAUUACAAAUGGUAAGUUCAGAAUCACAGUAAUUUUAUUGUUUCUACAAUUAAUUAUGUAAUUAAUUAAUUAAUAUCUCAAAACAAAAAAAAAACACAAAAUUUGUUUAUUAAUUUAAUUAUUACUAUUAUAUAAUUUUUUUUUCUUUUUUGAAUAACAUUUUAAUAAUAUUUUAUUAUCUAUUUAAAAAAUAUGUGAAUUUAAUAAUAAAAUAAAUAUUAACAUUGAAACAAAAA
Messenger RNA from Leptopilina boulardi, 2656 nucleotides. Its product is annotated as complement factor H-like. The record is from RefSeq and is a predicted model, not a curated record. The transcript is spliced from 8 exons. Lineage: Eukaryota; Metazoa; Arthropoda; Insecta; Hymenoptera; Figitidae. Bases 206 to 2140 code for a protein of 644 amino acids.